Symsagittifera roscoffensis is the source of this 2040-nucleotide messenger RNA. RefSeq lists its product as uncharacterized. Lineage: Eukaryota; Metazoa; Xenacoelomorpha; Acoela; Convolutidae. The record is from RefSeq and is a predicted model, not a curated record. The transcript has 4 exons. The coding region runs from base 810 to 1934 and encodes 374 amino acids.
CUCUUCAUAACUUAAGUCAAAUUCAGUCACAAAACAACUUUCUACAUAGAUUUGGAAAUUUAAAAUACAUUACGCUCAAAUUUGAACAAAGUUAACAGAGAGUCAAACAGAAAAUACACCGCGUAAAUUUUUUGAAAAUACUGCUUGUACUUUUAUUAGUUUAAAAAUUCUGCUCUGUCAUUUUUUGCGUUAUAAUUUGGUUAAUUCACAGCCGCAUCUCGAUUUUUUCCCUUACUGGUUAACCAUUUUUCUUGGUAAACAUUUAGCUGCUCUAGGAAAAAACAAAAGCAGAUGCUUAGCUUAACUUUUAUUCUUUAUCGCUAUAAUUCAGACUCUAAGAGCACCUAAAUGCGAACUUUUUUGUUACAAAAUGUGGACCUUUAUUAUUACCACUCUCCAACCUUCGCACCGAGCGCAUAUGGAUUUUAAUCGAUUAUCAUGGGUUCCCGAGACAAAAAUAAUCCAUUAUAAUCAAUUACAGAUGUAAAAUUCAGACAACGAAAUCGAUUAUAUUGCCAUUGUUAUCGAUUAUUUUGAAAAAAAAUCAAUCCAUUAUUAUCCAUUAUAAACGAUUAUAAUCCCUUAUGUUUGUCACUGAAAUCCAUUGUUUUUGCCAAGAUAAUCUAUUAUAAUUGGCUGUUUUUGAACUAUUUAUCCAUUUUAAUCCAUUAUAUUCGAUUAUAAUUGACAUUUGCCGAACUCUGAGACUGAUUAAUCUCGUUAAAUUUAGCGUAUGUUGACAAAGUCUUGUACUUAAGGCAGUGAAACAAUCAUUUUCAUCCCGAGCCAUUUUAACUUUAUUGUCAGCAAUGAUAAAUACUUUUCUUUUAUUUCGCUUGUUUUUCUUUUUAAUUACAGUUUUCUUUCAAAUUUCGUUAAUUGGAAUUCUCUCGGCUGCCAUGGACAAAGGACGUUAUUCUUUAUGGCAUCUCGACACGACUCUUCUCGACGAGUUUAAUUUUGACAAAAUAGAAGCUGGUUUCCUGACAUAUUGCAUUCAAAAGGAGGGUGAAAAUUUCUGUGGAGAUACAAAUCUUUGGGCAAUAAGCACUCUAAGUCACAGCCUUCCUCCGUACGAUACUGAAUACAACGUACUCUGGUUCGAUAUCAUAUGGGUUCUAAUAAACUUCCUUCAUGAUAUCGCCCUAGCAGCUCUAAUACUAUCCGGGUUUGUGGACGAAGCGGAAGCGUUUUGGAACAAAUGGAAAUGGGGAAGCCUGUUUGUCUCUAUGCUUUUACAGACCUUUUUUGGACUGCUUCCGCCUGCGAUUAUUAGAAAAAACUUAAGUUACGUUGGAACACAUCGAGCGACUCUGUCACAUUCAGUUCAACUUAUGUGGGAUGCAUUCAUUCUCAUUGUUGUACUGGCGUUCAUUCGACCCCUUUGGGUCUUCAUAACACCAUCAGUAUUUUUUUUUGACGAAGCAUUACCCUGGUUUGCCAGACUUCUAACUCGUUGUUCUAGUAGCAUUAAUGAGCGCGUUCGACCUGAAUCUCCAGAUCAAACUAUUACAAGAGUGAACGUUCAACCGGCCACAAACAACCAACGGGUUUCAGGAGUCCUGAUUCCGGGUCAAGUUGUAUUUCAAAGAGAGAACUCCGACGCAACCGAGGCUGUUCAAGCCGCCAUUCUUAGUAGUUUGGCUAGUGGUAAUCGGAAUCAGAACCCUGGAGCAAAUCCAACUGCUUUUUUUCGAGUAAAUGGAAAUUCCAGACCACCAAGAACUUCUGGUAGAAUCUCAAAUGGUCGACCAACUACAGCGGGCGCCUUAAAUGAGUGUUCUCUAUGCAACCAGCGACCAAGAAAUGCUGUCAUUUUGGACUGUGGUCAUUCUCUUUGUCACCAAUGUGGCGUGGAGCUAACAGCAAUUGGAGCGAGAUGUCCUUGGGACAGAGGAGCAAUCGCGAGAAUUAUUACCCUCUAUCACUCCUGAAUAAUCAAAAUUCUUCUACACGACUGAAAUCAUUCUGAUAAUAAAAACGGGACACUACUUGCAUUAUAACGUAAUAACCGACUAUUAUUUUGACUCUUUUCUAACA